Dothidotthia symphoricarpi CBS 119687 is the source of this 1386-nucleotide messenger RNA. RefSeq lists its product as uncharacterized. The record is from RefSeq and is a predicted model, not a curated record. The transcript has a single exon. The coding region runs from base 1 to 1386 and encodes 461 amino acids. Lineage: Eukaryota; Fungi; Ascomycota; Dothideomycetes; Pleosporales; Dothidotthiaceae.
AUGGCUGUUGCGCCACCGUACGUUAACCGCAGAGACAAUGCACUUUAUAUCGACCUCUUCGGAGACUCAACCCACUACUACACAUCUGGUGAUCGCAUCCAUGGCGUCGUCCGUGUCAAUCCAGACUCAAGACCACAACGUGUGACUUUGGUCUUUAAAGGGACCUCGACCAUUCAUGAUUUAAACGCAAAGGCUGUCAAGAUUGAGUUGUUCAGAUACUCACUGGAUUUGUUCGAAUCUUCGGGUAAUGGGGAUGGGCUUGACACACUGCGCAGAGAUACAGCUAAAGACGGCAAAGUUGAGUUGCCCUUCGAAUUCACGUUCCCACAAACCGUCGAGCUCUCGCCACCACAGGACAGAGAAUGGUGGUACUCUCAAGACGUGUUCAACCAUCCUCGGUUUCAGCACUCCCCAGGCUUCCCGCUACCCCCAAGUUAUACGCUGUCCAAAUUCGGUACUGGACCUCUGAUAUCUGGGCCCAUCGUCGCUGAUCCCGAGGCGGUGUAUAUACGGUAUUACCUAGAGGCCCGCAUCGAGAUUUCCACCUCAGAUACCUCCAACGCAAAACCACCUCCAGCACGCCAAGAGCUCCAUUUCAUCCCCCCAGCACCUCCCUACGACACCUCACUCCUCCACCCCCUAACCGACUUCGGCACAAACAUCCCCAAGCAAUUCUGCCGCUACAAGUUCAUCCGGACACGAAACCUUCUCCCAAACUACGAGAAAAGCAGCAAACGCGGGCGCGUAAAAGACUUCCUAGUAGAAAAAGAGCUCUUCUUCGGCCUCCACAGCUACAGCGAAGUCCCAUUCGUGCGCUUCGACCUCUUCGCCAUCCCCGCGCGUAUCGUUAGAAUAGGCUCCCCGUUCCCCAUCGCCCUUAAGAUCGAACACCUCGAGCGCUCGAAAUCGCUGCCGCACCCGCCGAAGCUGUUCCUCCGCCGUGUCCGCGUCCAGAUCACGGCGAGGUAUUAUACUUUUAUCCCGACGGCGGCGACACAGGGACAGGUGCAACACGCUCGCAAAGAGGAAACACACACCAUCACCUCCACACUUACCCUCGCAGACAGGAAAUUCGACUCCGGCGCCGGAGAGCUGAUGUACCAUGACAUGGACCUCGCGCGUGUCGCGGACCUGCACCUUGGACUUGCAAACGACAAGCUCAUCCCGAGUUUCACCAGCUACGGCCUUGCGCUCGAACAUGAGGUGCAGGUGCAUGUCUGGGGCGAGUGCGCGAAGCAUGGGUUCGAGGGGUUGGCGUGCAAGGAGAUGAUUCAGAUUGUUUCGCCGUGGGUGAUGGAGCCGCCGCCGCUGCUGCCGGGGGUGGGGGAGUCGAGGAGGGAGGAGGGGGAGGCGUUGGGCGUGCCGCCGCCGCCGUAUGGGUCGUGA